Messenger RNA from Cooperia oncophora, 225 nucleotides. The record is from the annotation of a GenBank genome assembly. NCBI's taxonomy places the organism in Eukaryota, Metazoa, Nematoda, Chromadorea, Rhabditida, Trichostrongylidae.
AUGACGUUACCUUCUGCUAUUGUGCGAAACACUCGUCAGCUGAUUCAUCUACAUGCGCUACGAUGUGUAUCAAACUCACCCGCUGCCAAUGAGCCUCCACAAAAAUUCGAUAUUGCCGUGGUGGGCGGUGGCAUCGUUGGUAGCGCAACAGCUCGUCAGCUGAAAAUGGAAUAUCCACAAUUGAAAAUCUGCUUGCUCGAAAAGGAGAACAAAUUAUGUGAGUGA